Molecule: messenger RNA, 9128 nt
Organism: Dermacentor andersoni
Lineage: Eukaryota; Metazoa; Arthropoda; Arachnida; Ixodida; Ixodidae
Biological process (GO): negative regulation of transcription by RNA polymerase II; anterior/posterior pattern specification
Cellular component (GO): nucleus
Molecular function (GO): DNA-binding transcription factor activity, RNA polymerase II-specific; RNA polymerase II cis-regulatory region sequence-specific DNA binding
Source: RefSeq, a predicted model, not a curated record
UUAGAGAGGAAAGACAGCGAAUUCAACUAAACGAGGGCUCGGUUUGUUACCCUACACAACGGUAGGGGAAAGUGGAAAUAGAGAGAGGAAAAGAGGGAAAGACUGAACACUGCGUGCACGCGUGAGGGUGCACAGGUGGGCUACAAAUGGUCACUGAGGCCGGUGCACUUGAAGAACAGCACUAGUGCGUGUUAUGGGCGUUUUGUUGUAAUCGCUUCCACACACUAAAUAAUAUAUAUGGUGAUUAUUUUUAGGUUUUAUCGAAUUUUUAAAAAUAGCCGGUUGCACAUAACAUAAUUCUAGUCCUUGAGCUGGAUUAUUCAGAGGUGGACAUUACUUGCACGAUAAAUCGAAACACAUAUUCAAAUAAUUAACAGUUAUCCACCAAUUUCGAAUUAGUGACUUUACGGCACACAUUGGAAUUUACGAAUUGUAGCCGGUGAGCUUUCAAGGCGUAUACACUUGGAAUGACUGACUAUCCAGAACGACACCAGUUUGGAAAAAUGCCCCAUCAAACUCGCCGUGUAAAAUGCACCGUUGUUCCACUUGAUUAACAAAGCGCACUUCUCGUGCAUUGAAGCACAACAGUAACUGGAGCGCCCGUGCGUUUCGUUCCGCGCUUUGAGAAAUAUCUCGAAACUGGUGUCAUCCUGGAAAUCCAUUUCAGGCAGAUGCGCCUCGCAAAUUCACUGGCUAGAAUUCGUAAAUUCCAAUACGUGCUGUAAAAUAAAGAAUUAUAAAGUUAAUUAGUAUUUUUUUGUAAAUUACUUGAAUAAGUGUUUGUGUUUGCCGUGCUAGUAAUGUUCGCUUCUUCGAAUAGUCCAGCCCAAGGACAAAAAUUACGCUAUCUGCCACAGACAAUUGUUUUUUUUUUACUUUUCGUAAAAGUAAAAAAAUUAUCACCCUGUGCAUAAGCACGGUCUACAUCCGUGCUUAUGCUGCCUUCUUUCUCGCGUUCCGGCGUGUCGCAAAAAAAAGAAAAAACCACACACACGCUUUCCUUACAUGAAAGAGUGUGCGCGAGCGUCCGCUGCCGCGUUAGAUAUGCACGCUUUCGAAUGCAUACGUGUACUACGUCCGUAUAUACGUAAACACAGGCUCCAGAGAAAACAGUGCCACUGUGAUGUUUUGCGCGGGCGCCGCGGAGGCCUUGACAUGGCGAAGGAUUUAGGUAGAAGCCAGGAAUGGCGGUGGCGGACGUUGAGGCGAUGUGAGCGUGCUCCUAAAGCAGGCCGCGGCUGACGCGCUCCCGAGGUCUUCCGCGCCUCGAGCACGGGUCUGGGCAUAGCCGCUCGACCGGUGUGCCCAGCCUCCGGCUCUACCCGCUGCUCUUGCGGCGGCUUCAGUGCCGGCCUCGUGGGACGGAGCGAAAGCGCUCAGCGAGCUGUACUAACUCUGUGUGUGUGUGUGUGAGGGACCGCGGGGACGGCGACGAGGGGUUCGCGCCCGUAAAUCCCGCGCGACGUCGGCCGAGAUAUUUAUGGGCGGCGCGCUUGAGAGCUAAAUUUAUGAAUAAAUAUUCCAGCCACGUCGUCCCGCACCCCGACCGGCCCAGGGACGAGGGAGCCAACGGGCUGCACCGCCGGCGUCUGGAAGCAGAGCGAGAGGAAAAUAAAAUAUAAAAGGAAGGAGUGUCGCUUUGCCUUCGCUUGGAAGCAUGCUCGCCAGCCUGCCUGCUGCCUUGCUGACUCGCUUGGGAGGAAAAAAAAAGAAAGAUACUACAGCGUCGGCCUGCCCUGUUCCCUUCCGCUCCUUCUUCUUCGUGGCUUCCUGCUCGCCGACACUUCCUCACGGAGGCCGAGUUUCUUCUUCUGGAAGAAGCGACCUCGACAAAGAGGUCUGUUAUGGCAUCGAGAACUCACGCAUUACAAGCGAUGCGAAGCGUUACACAAGAAGGCAGCAAGCCACAUCAGAGGUCCACAAUGGAUUACGCACCCUCAAGACGCAUGGCGUCCACAACGUGGUCGUUCUCUAUGGGAAUCAGAGGCGCUCAAGGCGAUGGAGUUGCCGUGCCGAGGUAAUAGGCGCUUCGUCAAGGUACCAACGUGGGGUCUUGAUCACCGACGAUGUAACAGCGCAAGUGACCAUAAUAGAUGCUUGGAUGCUAGCGGCGCAGCCCCGCAGCCGGAAGCAGCAGCAGUGCGAGCGGCGGGCCUGAGCGCCGUUCGGCCCGCCACAAGCAAGAAGCGGAGAGCCAACGAGGGAGACCCCGUCACCGGGCCGCGCCCUGCCUCCUCGCGCGUGUCCGUGCCUGUGCUGAGAAGAGGGGCGCGCCGGACCAGGGCCCGGUGGCCAAAGUGGCCGGCCUCGCGCUGGAGGCGGCCGAAGCGUUCGCGCUGGAGCCGCAGCCCCCACAGACAGCCACCAAGAUCGGCGACCUGGACCUGGCCAUGAGCUCGUACUUCGCCAACUCGUACCUGCCCGACAUGCGGCCGGCGUCGGGUGGCGUCGUCGUCGGCAACGGCGGCGACCACUACGGACCCCCGCCGCCGCCGCCGCAGCAGCAGCCGCAGCCCAACGGCGACCACUGCGACCAGCGGCAGCAGCAGUACUUGCAGCAGCACUCGUACGGGGGCUCGCCCCAGGGCUACCCGCGGUUCCCGCCGUACGAUAGGCUGGAGAUCCGCGCCAUCAACAGCGCCCCGAACUCUCCCAGCCCACCGGGCGGCUACUACGGUAACCACUGCGGCGUGCCCCCGCCGCCCCCGACGCCGCACCAGCAACAGCAGCAGCAGCCGCCGCAGAGCAUGACGCACCCGAGCGCGUACGUGCCCGCCGCGGCGUCCGUGGACGGCGGCCAGAACUGUCGCGGGUCGCCCAGCGAGGCGCCCGUGCCGCCGGCCAUGGCGCAGUACCCGAGCUGCAAGAUGCAGGGGGGUCCCCUGGGCGCGGGCGACCUGCCGGCCCGGGCGGCCUCGGAGUGCGUCCCGCCGCAGACGCCCGUCAUGCACCAGGCGGCGUGCGGCAGUCCGCCCGGCGUCCACCACUCGCCGCCGCAGCAACAGCUCUACUCGCCCAGUCACGGCGGCAUGCCCCCGAACGGCCAGCCCACGCACAACUCGGGGGCCAUGCCCAGCCCUCUCUACCCCUGGAUGCGGAGCCAGUUCGAGCGAAAGCGGGGCCGCCAGACGUACACGCGCUACCAGACUCUGGAGCUGGAGAAGGAGUUCCACUUCAAUCGCUACCUGACCCGGCGGAGGAGGAUAGAGAUUGCGCACGCCCUGUGUCUCACCGAGCGCCAGAUCAAAAUCUGGUUCCAGAACCGGCGCAUGAAGUGGAAGAAAGAGAACAAGGCCAAGCUGGAGGCCGGCCUCGCGUUGGGACACGGGCCGCCCGAGCUCACGCACCACCCGGACCACGGGCCGCAGUGAGCCGACGCGCGUCUUCAUCGCCCCCCGUUAAUUACCCGCCUUCUUUCUUUUUGUUUUACAUGUUUUCUUUAAUUUACUCGGUCCCACCAGCACCCACCACAAACAAGACUUGCGUUCCUCCCCAACCUAGUAGCUGGCCGCGCGCACAGAGCGAAAUCAUGCGGUGUUUUUUUUUACACACGCAGGCACACGCACGCGCGCGCACGCACGCACGUCUCCGGCGCUUACAACUUCUUGUACGAGUAUAUCGCACUUGCGGUGCCUGUAGCUGCCGCCGUAUACUGUCUUCUCGCCAUAACGUAUAGCAUAUCUGAGCUGCAGGGCAACGAACUUGCUUUACCCGCGAUUUGAUGGGAAUUUGAUGGCACCCGGAGUUGCCCGAGGUUUCAUCCCGAAGCGCGAUUCCCAAACAGCUCCGCUUACCAUGCAGCGCAUCUCUGAGGACGCGGACGCGUCUUGAGAUUUUGUUGUGCGCAACUCCUGCGCGGCAGGAUCCUUGGGCGUUGUAGCACAGGUGUAGCAGCUAAAACGGGCCAUUUUGUAUCACAGCUGCCAAAAAAAAACAUUAUAUGGGCUGGCUUGAAAGGUAUCACGGCAACUCGUAUCUGAGGUUACUUUUUAUAGUUUCCUUUCUUUUGUUUUUGGAGUAGGGCAACAAGUCCACAGGAGUUUAGCCAACCAUGAAAAGCUGGGGAGAAGGGUAGAGGUCUUCAGUUUCCCAGGGGAAUAUGCUUCACCGGGAUGUCAUCAGCUGACAUGCACGCUUGAAUGAACUAUCACAAGGAAGCAUGCACACCUUCUCUCGUUUGUGCACAAAUGUUACAGAUGACUUUCUCAAACUGAGGAACUAAGUUGUCACAGAUCAGUUUGCUCGCUUGUGUCGUAUAGGAGACCAGUGAGGCGAAAUUUUUUGUCUGGUCAUCUUUGUGGUCGUUGUUUUAAGCACAGUCGGUCAAGCGAAAGCUUAUGCGGGAAAAGAGGCAGAUUUUGAUAACAUUAUGUGCUAUAGACCACGCAUACUUUGCUAUUUUCGCUAUCGAACACUAUAUGACGAUGCUGUCAAGCAUUACAUUAUACUUUAUUUUUUGCUACUAAGAAACCGAAUGCCACCGAAUAUUCACUUUCAUGCAUACUUUACCAGGAAAGAAACAUGCCCCUUUGCCCUGUGGCAAGCCGUGAGAUUAUCGGUAUACGUAGUGCCAUAUACGUAAUCUUUUUUUUUUUUUUUUCUAAACGAUACGCGAACCUUCCAGUUAUACGUCUGAAGUACCAAAUAUUUCUAGAGUACUUUCGUUUAUUAUUCAUACUUUGUACAAAGUAGCUCUAUCAAUAGGUAUUUUGACUAUGCCUCAUAUACGUAGCGCGUAGCGCAUAAUGAUGUUUUAUUUUUACGCACGUAGAAAGUAUUUAUUAAAUAUAGAAUGUCUGAUUACAGCAGCGUCUCUAGCCGUGAGUUGAGCUGGCUAAUGCGAUGUACCGUUUAUACGUGUCAACUGUGACGUUCAAGAUAAGUAUACGUUUGUAACGGCGCUUCGAUUCGUCCCGACAGUGGGAACGCCGCUUAGUGCAAUAUUUGUGGUGUUAUUAUUAACAUUUUGGCAUCUCACUGUUCAGUGGGCAAAAUACUGCAUUUCUUCAGCGGACGUUAGCUCCGCAACCCCCAACAGGGCGAAACUCAAAGGUGCUUUUCAGCCACUGUACACAGUCAAAUAUAGCACAAUAUAUGUUCUCGGGAACUGUAGAGCCAAAUUCUGAACGAACGAAUGACGAACAAAGUCGUUUGCAGGUUCAUUUUUCUCUGCCUGAUUCAAAAUUACUGCCUAGUUCAGAGGUAGGCGGCUGUGCGUAGUACGAAUAAAGUUUGCAAGGUCUGAUUAGCUCAUGGCCAGGAUAACCGAGACUACUUUAGAUGGAGUUAGAGUGACAGCACUACCUGCGUAAACAGUUGCUAUGUUUCGUUUUACCAGGCACAAUAAUAAAUUGCCAAAGCAAGCACACACGAAUGAUGUGCCUUUGCUCUUCCACUUUUUUUUUUCAUAACAUUGCGCACCUGUAUUCCGCUGUUGAGCGAAGCCAGAGUUCACGGCGCUUGAUACCCCUUCAUGUUGACCCCUCCCCCCACCCCCCAGUACUUUAACGGCACGUUUAAGUAUACGAUAGUCAAGGGACGGUGAGCUUAAAGCCACGCCACCGUGCAGCAAAGAUGUUCUGUUAUUCUAUUUUUUUUUUCUUUGCGUUGCAACGGUUACAAGUAAGCAAAGAGAACAGGUUACAACAAUGAACCGCCCACACCGCGAAAAAAAAAUUUCCCCCUUGCGUUCACUGUGCGCUAUCCUCUUUGCAUUCUGUUCUGUCUACCUUUCCGCGAAACGUCCUACCCGCGUUUCGAGAACUCGUUAAGGAAACGCGCAAGCGAGUCUGCCCCUUUUACGCUGUGAAUGCACGCAGUAGUGCACCAGGGGAGCUGGAACGGUCAGUUCUCGUCGGCGCGACCCCCCACCGCCACAUCGGCACCCCCUGGGAAGGGCGCUUCGCGCAUCCCGUAGCGGCGCUUGCGUAGGCGCACGCCUUUGUGUCCGAGAAGCCAGGCGGCGCCUUCUUCCCCCCACCCCUCUACUCCCCCACCGAGCGCACCGCUACAGUGGCCACCACGCAGCGCACCCCUUGCAUGCACCCCUGUUGCGCAACCACAGCACAAAAAUAAGAAAGAAAAACAGCGAGAACCACCGUAACCACCACGUAACAUCGGCCCGGGUCUGGCCGGUCCCGUGAACAAAAGUGACACGACGCCGAUGCGGGUAGGGUCGUCCGACGGCUGCCAUUUCGCCUGGCUCAGCAGCUGCCUAUCUUCGUCUUUCUUCUCUGCCUGUGUGUGUUCCUCGAGAUUGUGCAUACUGCAGGCACCGCGCACUGUACACAACGCGCAAGCCCGUAGCUUUCUUCACUGCUGGCGCCCGAAGAGGCGACGUGCGGGGAAGCGUUCCACCCUGCCUUCACCGUGAGCAGAAGAAGGGCGUCCGUAUCAUCUCGAGGCAGGAUGGCUCGAACUUCGACACUGUUCUGCUCCUGGUACUGCUGAAGGAUCUCCUUUCUGCUGCUUCGCUGUAGACGACAACGUAUAUUCGCAUUGGCGAUCCGCACUGGCAACUUCGACAUGAUACACAUAGGCUCGACCGCCACCGUCUUCUUCACCGACGCGACAUUUAAACGCGAUCUGAGGCGCACGCCUGCAUGGUUCUGGCGUAGCCCUUCUGCGUGCGGUGGACAGAGCCACCGGCAAGACGCUGCGGACUUUGGCCCCUUUCCCCUGUUGUGCGUUCCGCUGUCCUUCUCCGACGCGCAAACUCCUUCUUCUGGUCCAGAGUCACCGUGAGACGUGCGACAUGGGAAUAUGAUGGCAGAAAAAGAAAUGCAUAAUCCAGCUGCAGCGCGGGCGUUAAUAAAGCCCCAUCAGCUCGGUCUCGAAGAGCUACUCAGUGCAUGUGGCCACGGUCUUCAACGGCGCAAGUUGCCGGUUUGCCGAAGGCAAACUGCAGGAACUGGACGUUAUCGUCAAAGCUGCCUAGGACUGCAGAAUUUACACGUGACUGUAUGCACCGGCUGGAAGCGAGUGCCGAACGUUCGUUCCAAAAAAGUGUGGAGUGCUUCGCGUUGCCUGGCAUGUGACCAUAGUACACUUAUACGCAUCCAGUGACUCGAUCGUGUUCUGUGUGUGGUGUUUGUGUGUGUGUUUCGCACGCCGCUGGCCGCCGGACGUGCUCGUCGCCAAGGCGUCUCUUCGGUUCAUUCUUGUCUGUCCGUGUGCCCCACUGUUUCGCGAUUCGAGAGAGCGAGUGUGUUUGUGUCUGCGCGUGCGUGCCGACCACGCCGCCAGCGGAGAAGCAGUGCUCACAGUUUUUCUGCUCUCGUCUGCAAACGCGCGCACGUGUUAUGUGUGUGAGUGUUUUGUUCUUGUGGAGUCGUGCAGCGUGCUGUGCGCGUGAAGACAAAAAGAAAGCAAGAUGCGUGAAGCAGAUUGUCGCGAAAUGCAUCAUGUUUUGAUUGAUGUGACGCGUCGAAUGCGCUGACUUCUCGCGCGCAAGCGUGUUAUGCUAUUUCACCCUCCUUUAUUUUUCCUGGUGAUGAAAGGGGACUGUUGACUGUAAAAGUAAUGUCUAUAUGGUUGUGUCAAUGAAAUAUGCCGUGACCCUUGAUACUUAUCCUUUUAUUUCUUGAGCGUACUGCUGUAUGUGUUUUUUUCCUCGACAGCAGCAUAGUCGUAGGCUCGUCCUUGUCUGCUUGACCAUGGCUUGACAUUGCGGUCAUUCAUAUUCAUUCACCCUUGUAUUUAAUUUCAGACGCGGGUAAAUACACUUGAAAAUACUCACGCCGCUUUGAUCAUUCAACUCUUCAACUCGUGAGCGCAGAGUUAGCGAUGAAUGUGUGCCAUGUGAAGAGACGUCACCUCUUUCAGGUUGCUAGUGUGCAUUCAUUUAUGUUAUUAAUUAUUUUUUUCAACCUGUGAUUAUAUUUGUUAUCGUGGCAGUACACCUUAUUGUGCUUUGUACAAUGCUGUCAAUUCCUCGAGAUUCAAUUUCGCCGAUCUGGAAGAAUUAAAAAACAAUGGCUCACCUUUAUCUUCCUUCAGUUUGCAGGUUUGUCUUGCCCUGCGUUACUUCAAUCUUCGUUCACGACAAGCAGACCAUCAUAUGCACCUUCAACACGUGCUAUUGCGACAGUAACCUGUUUUCCGUAACGAAGUACUUCCAGCUUGCAUUGUACUCCUUUAAAGGCACGUUCGUGUAAAGCUGAACUGAAGCAAAAGGUCAACAAAACAUUGUCCUAGUGCCAUUAUUCUUUUUGGCACAUUCGCUUUGGCUCGCGACUUAGCAACAAGAUUCCUUGAGGGAUGAAAUCCGCUUUCGGCGGAUUUUGUGAUGUGACCUUUAUUGGGUGUCCGAAGAGUAACCGUGCAGUGAGAGAAAAAAGAAUAUAUGUGGGUAAUUGUGAAUAACGCCGCAGUUUCAAGUGCGAUAUGAUAGCGCAAGACUUGUACUUCGUUUGAUAGCGUCUGUGUGGUACACUUAAAGCACUUGUGGUGUACAAGAACAAUCCUCACACACUGCAGGAGCUACAUACUGCUAUUACCCAUCGCCGUGCGCAGCUAACUCUAGCGACCCUCCAUCGAGUGUUCAACAGUACGUAGUGUCGUGUGCAGACAUGUCUUCAAGCCGGUGGCGGACAUUUUCAGCAUGUCCUGUAGGGAAUCUGCACUGCCUUGCAGAGUCAAACUUUGUCCUUCGAAUACUAACUUCAAGCUUGAAAUUUCAGGCCCACAAUUUCCACUGCGCAGUAACUUUCCGGGCACCCAGUAUGUAUGCGUUCUCGCCGGCUGAGAACUGCAUCCGCACAUUACUAAUGGCUAUCGUAAGAAGCCUGCUGAGUUUCCAGGAAAACCUCUGUGAGAGUGUUCCUUAUAUUUUCAGUGUUCUUCUAACAGUGGUACAAUGCUGAACUGUGCAUCCUCGUGCUUGUUGAAAAAAUUGGGCGCUUUCUCUAUGCUGUGUUCACAGGGUUGAAAGCAGAGGCCCGAAUUUUAAGCAUUCCGUUUGAGCAUUGCUGAAACGCGCAUUAAAUGACUCAUUAGAUCGUUGCUUUUUUUUUCCUAUUGAAUCUCAUGAAAAAAAAAGAUGCAUAUUGUUGUUACAACCUUGUACAUUGUAAACCGAGAUUAUUCGCAGCCAUGUCGCUCAAGUAAAAUUUGUGUACAGAUCUCAA